AUGGACAUGCCAUCUCGAAACAACGAGUCAGAUCGUAUUGAGAUUAACUCAGGUACCUCAUCUCAAAGCGCGCGGUAUUUGGAGUCCAAGAUUAUAGAUGACUUUUGGUGGGCGCAUAAUGCUUUACCUAAAGACUUUCUCAACACUGCCCGUUGGUCCGCCGCUAAUUUGACCAUGCUAGCUUUCUCACAGCAGAACUGUCAAAACGAGACUGACGGUAGUAUGUCGUGUCCGCUAGUCGGCGGCAGGGACAAGGCGAAAGGUCCCGUGGCUUGGGGCCAACCAACUGGCUAUAUUGCAGCUGCGUGCAUCUUGUACCCGUGCGUCAAACACUAUGCUGGCAAUGUAAGCUUGGGGUCGCUUUCAGAACGUGUCGUCAGGAACACACCGCUGCGUGUACAAACUACAAAAAGUCUUGAGCACUCAUCUGGUGGCCAUGCAGCUAAUCAGGUUCCUCAAGGACUGUCGGGGGUUCAAUAUCCUUGUUCUGUCAACGGCACACUAUACACCUCGACGAAUAUGACUUCGGAAUCCGAGAAGCUACCAGAAGACGAGAGACAAACUGUCUUCAUUCACCCCGAAGGCUGGGAGAACCAUAGCCUUCACGAAGCGGUUGAUUACCGCAAUUUCACUGCUCCUCUCGAAUGCGUUGUGUCACUAAGACACCUCUUUAUUUAUUCCUUUCGGCGGACUCUCUUUGAGGCCUUCAAUGCGUACUGUAGGCCUGAAGGCUACCAGACCAAUUUUGUAUCCUGCUACACGGCGACUGAGGGUAGCUCGUUGCCUAUGAUCUCUAUCCUACGCCCUCGUUCUACAAGUAUACAGAAAAUUUCAGAAUCAAUGAAUGCCAUGGCCGUGCGCCUAACGACAGAGUUUCGACGUGCAGGGUUGGACGCCUAUGGCAAUGCCCGUGCGGUUAUCGAGGGACAGGGCUGGGAAAACAGAUCAUGCCUCAGAGUUGCCUGGGAAUGGAUGAUGUUACCAGCAGUAAUCUUGCUCAUGUGCAUGGUAUCGAUAUUUUGGCUCAUCAUUAGUGACCUUUUAUCCAAAGGCAACGUCAUUGUAUGGAAGGGUUCAGUUCUGCCAUUUUUGCUGAAUGAUAAAGUAUCUACAGUGGAAAAGAUGAGUUUAGAGGAACUAGAUUUGGCUGGCAAGAAGUUUGAGAUAAAGCUGGAAAGGUCUUAA
Molecule: messenger RNA, 1185 nt
Organism: Fusarium tjaetaba
Lineage: Eukaryota; Fungi; Ascomycota; Sordariomycetes; Hypocreales; Nectriaceae
Exons: 1
Coding region: 1-1185 (394 amino acids)
Source: RefSeq, a predicted model, not a curated record